UCCUCAUCACCCCUUCUGGAACUUACUGACACAGUUGUGGAGCCCAAGGUUUCCUGCAUAAGCACUGUGGUAUAUUAGGUUGUUAUGGAAAGGUGGGCUUUGCCUCUUCCUCUGCUCUGAAAAACUGAGGGCUUUGUUUGGUGCUUUGGAAAUAAAUGCAGACUCUGACUACCAAGGCUAGGAUCUGUAUCUUGAGUGUGUAAAAAUGCCAAACCUGUCACCCUGAAAACGCCAGAGCCUCUGGGGCCUAAAUAGAGAGUGCAAUGUUUUGGACUUACCCUUGGCUGAUUCCAGGAAGCUUUUUCUUACCCAUUUUUUGAACUUCUUUCAAGGUUCCCAGCUUGAAAAGUUGGGAAGUUAGCGAAGUCUGCUGUGUAUGUUGACACUUCUAAGCCCAGUUCAUUUCCAGUGUAAAUCCCUUAAGGUCACGUAAAACCAGGCACUACUCCUUGUUUAAGCCAGAUGCAGACACUUUCCAAGUCACUUGGCUCCUGUUUCUUGCCUAGUAGUACCUUCUUCUUCUCUGUGGUUUCAAAGUAAAGAGCAGCUUGAAUUUUUUUUGGUUCAGCUCAUGCCAAAUGGUUAUUUGAGGUGAGUGGACAACUUGAACCUUAUUCUCUGAAUUAGGCCAGAAGAAUCCAUGGAGAGAUACAAGAUUAAUGAUAAGUGGGAUACUAUAAAGAGAGGUGGCAGGUAUUAGUGACAGGUGGUUAUUAGUGUGCCAGCAAUUUCCAACUUAACUACCAUACUGCUACUAUUUUCCAGCAGAGAGGCCUUAAAAAUAUCCAGAUCUUUCUGACUUCCAAUAGCAGCACUACAAGAAUUUAAACGCAAAAAUUUAGAGAGCAAAUAUUUGCCUUCCCAGCUUCCAUAGAUUUCACUCAAUUGGCCUUCAACUGGUCACGUCACAACCUCCCACUCACAAUCUCCAAUGGAAGAAGUCUACAUUUAGUAACAUAAAUACUGGCUAGUUUAUCUCAUACCCAUGUCAAGGUGAGCUUGUUGUAUAAAGACACCAAUUUCCUUUGUCACCAGUCUGUCAAGUCUUGCAAGAAUGAAGUUCCUGGCCCUGCUUUUCCUGCUGUCGGUGGGCGCAGCCAGCGCCGAUUUCUCUUCUCGGGCCGUGUGGCUGUUCCGCAAGAUGAUCAAGUGCACGCUGCCAGGCAGCCACCCGCUGCUGGAGUUCAACGGCUACGGCUGCUACUGCGGCUUGGGAGGCAGCGGGACUCCAGUGGACGAGCUCGACAGGUGCUGCCAAGUACAUGAUAACUGCUACACACAGGCAAUGGAAUUAGAAUCAUGCAGAUUCCUCCUGGACAACCCCUACACUAAGUUCUACAGGUUCAGCUGCUCCAACAGCCAGAUUACAUGCAGCAACAAGAACGACGAGUGCUCCAUGUUCAUCUGCAACUGCGACCGCACCGCUGCCAUGUGCUUCGCCGAGGCGCCCUACAACCCCGACCACCAUAAGCUGGACACAGACAAAUACUGCAAAUAA
This is a messenger RNA of Myiozetetes cayanensis, 1498 nucleotides long. RefSeq names its product phospholipase A2 group IB (gene PLA2G1B). Bases 1055 to 1498 code for a protein of 147 amino acids. Gene Ontology annotation, molecular function: calcium ion binding; signaling receptor binding; phospholipid binding. Gene Ontology annotation, biological process: phospholipid metabolic process; lipid catabolic process; positive regulation of fibroblast proliferation. NCBI's taxonomy places the organism in Eukaryota, Metazoa, Chordata, Aves, Passeriformes, Tyrannidae. The transcript has 4 exons. The record is from RefSeq and is a predicted model, not a curated record.